GGGAGGUAAGAUGUGAUUAUUACUACCGAGUCAAAGUGUACGGUUUAACUGGACAGAGUAAUGAAGUUUGGUAUAGACACCCUAUGUUAUGUCCGUUGUUUUGGCUAUCCAUGAAGUAAGUCGCUAUCAUCAUCAUAAUCACCGUCGUCCUUCUUGUCAACGGCAACGGUGACCAUACGUGAGCUGAUGGCUGCAAAUAGAUCGGACCCCUUGCACUUUUCUUGGAUAAAAUCAUUUCUUAAGUUUUUGCGUUGUCUUUACCUCUCGUCUUCCACAUGUGGACACAUCGCGCAAACUCCUGGUUUGAAGCCAAGCACUAAGCGAACGCCACACAUGAACUCUAAUAUUUCCGCAGCUGACGACUCCAGGAUCGCGUUCUCUUUUUCUGGGCAUGACAUUGAAAAAGUAGCAAACAAUAGAAUGUCCGCUGUAUCGGCCAGACUGUACCCAACACCACCACCAGUGCUACAUACAAUCCUUCCAAUUAUUCAGUCUUUGGAACAAAAGCAAGGUAAUGCAACUGUUCCUUCAAAGGAUCUUUUGCAAUCGCUCGCUCCCUCGCUUCCGUAUCGCCACUGUUCUCCUUCCUAUUGCCGGGCCAUUCUCCACUGCCAACGGACUGGCUCCGCACCAAAAUGGCAACCUUAGCGUUGCACUCAAGCCAUUUCUUUUACACAGCACCAUGGGCCAACAUGCGCUGACCUUCCUAAACAAGGCUGGAAGCCUCGGGUCAUGUGUCGCUGCACCACAUCAGCGGCAAUGAUCGACGAUAGGCACAGAACUAGUUCCCGGCACGCCAUCGGCACUUGGAGGGUUGUUUCGUUCGAUCCAAAAAAAUGUAUAUCAUGAGCCCGGGGUGCUGCUUGCUUGCCCUCGGGCAGUCUUGGAGAAGACGCAAUUCCUCUUUGUCCUGUAAGACAGAAACACCAUGCGCAGCUUCAUCGCAGCAGCAACCGCUCUCAUUGCGGCCAACUCCGCCGUGGCCAUUGUGCCCUCCAACUUCCACCUCAACAACUUUGCCUUCCCCGACGAGGAAUCUGUGCCCGUGAAGACGGUCCAGCAGAGCACCAGCGCCAAGGCGUACAACUUCGCCGUGCCCGUCGACCACUUCCACAAUGACACACAGUACGAGCCGCACUCCAAUGGCACUUUCAACAUGCGCUACUUCCUGGAGACGUCCUUUUACAAGCCCGGCGGCCCUGUUAUUGUGAUUGCUUCGGGCGAAACCAGCGCCGAGGACCGUGUGCCGUACUUGACCAACGGUGUUGGCUCGCUGCUGGCAAAGGCCACCAACGGCCUUGUUAUCUCGCUCGAGCACCGCUACUACGGCACCAGUUUCCCCGUGUCCAGCGUCUCCGACGUCAAGAACUAUCGCUUCCUCACCACCGAGCAGGCUGUUGCCGACACGGCGUACUUUGCCAAGCAUGUCAAGUUCCCCGGCUUCGAGAACGUCGACUUGACGGCCCCCAACACGCCCUGGAUCAUCUAUGGCGGUUCGUACGCCGGUGCCUUUGCUGCCUUCACCCGUAAGCUGUACCCCGACGCCUUCUGGGGCGCCAUCUCGUCGUCGGGCGUCACAAAGGCCGUCUAUGACUACUGGGAGUACAAUGAGGCCGCUCGUCUCUUCGCCCCGGGCAACUGCGGCGGCAUCAUGGCCAACCUGACCUAUGUCGUCGACACCGCGCUUUUUAGUGGUGACGACAACAAGCGUGGAGGUAUCAAGGAGCUCUUUGGCUACAACUCGGGCACCAGCGACGGCCAGUUUGGUGACCGCAUUGGCCAUCCAGGAAGCGCCUUGCAGGGCGAGAGCUGGGUCAAGGGCGAAGGCUCAACCCAACUGCCGCGCUACUGCAACACCAUUACCGCUUCCACAUUGCAGUACUCCGACCUCGAGAGCCAGCGCUCCGUCGCCGAGCAGUUUGUCCAGGACGCCGGCUUGACCAGCGACUGGGCGACGCAGCUGCUCAACUACGCCGGUCUCCAGCGCGGCAGCUCCCGGGCCAUGAUGAAGCGUGCCGAGUGCAGCAACAGCAAGACCUACGACGAGUGUCUUGAUGCCACGCUGAAGACGCGCGCUGCCCAAAUUAGCGAUGGCUACAGCUGGUUCUACCAGACCUGCACCGAAUGGGGCUACUACGUCUCGGGCUCUGGUGCCCCUGAGAACAUUCGUGGUCUCUUGUCCCGCGCCGUCACCAUCGAGCAAGCCGCCAGCGGCUGUGAUAGAGCCUUUGGCAUCUACUCGCCCCCCAACACCGACGUUAUCAACCGUUUGGGCGGCACCGAAUUCUCGUACCCGCGUGUUGCCAUCAUUGACGGCAAGCAGGAUCCCUGGCGCGCCGCUACACCACACAAGAUUGGCGCCAACACUGAUCGCAAGUCCACCACCGAGGAGCCCUUCAUUUUAAUUGACUACGCCACGCACCACUGGGAUGAGGAUGAUGUGCCUGCCUCCCAGUACGGACCGGGAUAUCCUCCCAAGCAGAUUGUCGACGUCCACAACCAAGAGGUUGCGUUUGUCAAGGCCUGGCUGCAGGAGUUUAAGCAGCACAAGGCAUAAAGAGGUGAUCUUUUCUGUUGCCUCUUGGUGGUAUAACUGUCGUACGUAUAUAGAUGUGGCAAGUUUGUACAUACGAGACCGAAAAACAAAACCGCAAAUAGUGUACAUACAACAAGUCUCUGUAUUUUAUCCUGCCGAAUUGAAAGUGAAUCUUGUGUCUGUUUUUGGGUCGUUUAAAGUUGCCUAGAAGCGGGAUUGCAAGUAGCCGAGGUGAAUAUUCGUGAAUAUUAUCUUCCGUAUUUCGUCAUGUGUGCAUCAUGAUAACCUAAUAGCGGCGCAAAGAAACCGCCGUGUUUGCUGUGGCGUGACAGGUCUCGUCCCAUUUCUUUUCUAGGAGUCUUUCUCCACGCUAGCGCCAUGUGUUUUCUAUUUCUUAUUUGUUUUGUUUACU
[Torrubiella] hemipterigena is the source of this 2948-nucleotide messenger RNA. The record is from the annotation of a GenBank genome assembly. NCBI's taxonomy places the organism in Eukaryota, Fungi, Ascomycota, Sordariomycetes, Hypocreales, Clavicipitaceae.